Molecule: messenger RNA, 1441 nt
Organism: Ilex paraguariensis (yerba mate)
Lineage: Eukaryota; Viridiplantae; Streptophyta; Magnoliopsida; Aquifoliales; Aquifoliaceae
Source: the annotation of a GenBank genome assembly
GAUGUUUGGUUCUUCGAAAUCGAUCUCGCCAAUCUCUCUAUCUGAAUCUCUCUUCCAUUUUCUUUCAAGUUCUUUUGGUUCUUCUUUUAUCCCAUCGGACCCUGCCUGAAAGAAGAAACGAUUAGAAAGUGAAGGAAAAUAAUAGGACACCCAAGAAAAUUUUGAUGAACCCAUCAAUUUUUUAAACUCGCAUUUUUAUUUUUUCGAAGUGGGUAUUUGGGAUUUUAUCCAUAGAGAAUGGAUUCGGAUAACAUUGAGUGCGUAUCGUCUAUAGAUGGCUUGGAAGAUGAAGAGAUCAAUUCUCAUCAUCCUCAUAAUUAUCAUCAAUCUCCGAAUCAAUACUCGUCAAAGCCUCACAAUAAUCACGGCGUGUCUUCUGGAAUUGCUCCUACAAGCGUCCAUGAAUUGCUGGAAUGCCCUGUUUGCACCAAUUCUAUGUACCCCCCAAUCCACCAGUGUCACAAUGGACACACAUUAUGUUCCACCUGUAAAACAAGGGUGCACAACCGAUGCCCAACUUGUAGACAAGAGCUUGGAGAUAUCAGGUGCUUAGCACUGGAGAAGGUAGCAGAAUCACUUGAACUGCCCUGCAGAUAUUAUUCGUUGGGGUGCCCGGGGAUAUUUCCAUAUUACAGCAAACUCAAGCACGAGUCAUUGUGCAACUUUAGACCAUACAAUUGCCCAUAUGCUGGAUCAGAGUGCUCCGUUACCGGGGACAUUCCUUAUCUGGUUAACCACCUGAAAGAUGACCACAAAGUGGACAUGCACACUGGUUGCACCUUCAAUCAUCGUUAUGUAAAGUCCAAUCCGCGCGAAGUAGAAAAUGCCACCUGGAUGCUUACUGUUUUUCAUUGUUUUGGUCAAUACUUUUGCCUUCACUUUGAAGCCUUCCAGCUUGGCAUGGCCCCUGUGUACAUGGCAUUUCUCCGUUUUAUGGGUGAUGAGGUUGAGGCUCGCAAUUACAGCUACAGCUUAGAGGUAGGAGCAAAUGGCAGGAAGCUCAUAUGGGAGGGCACGCCACGCAGCAUCCGAGAUAGCCAUCGGAGAGUAAGGGACAGCCAUGAUGGUCUCAUUAUCCAACGGAACAUGGCCCUUUUCUUCUCCGGCGGGGACAGGAAGGAGCUGAAGCUUAGAGUCACAGGAAGAAUAUGGAAGGAACAACAGAAUCCAGAUGCUGGGGUGUGCAUACCAAACCUCUGUAGCUGAGAGACUUAAUUUUGGAAUUCAUUUUUAUGGUUUUCGUGUUUGUGUCAUUCCAUAUAUGUGUUGUUAAACGUUGCCAACUUCUCCUGCUGCGUUGAUGUAUUGGAAUGCUUGAAUUGUGCACUGUUGCCGAAGUUUUAGCUUCUAAAUUGUUUAACAAACGACUCUUUUUGCCUACAUGUACUCUCUAUUCGGAUCAAGAUCAUUUCUAUUAUACUUUCACUCUAUUUUACUUUGC